GCCCCGACCAAGAUGGCCGCUCUCUGCUGACACGUGUUUCCGGUCCCACCGCAAGUUUUGCUCGUCUUCUGAAUCGUAGUCAGUUUGUGAUCAUGGCGCAGGGAUCGUUAAAGCUCAAGGCAAAGCCUAAGAAAAAGGUCCCCAACAAGCCCUCGGUGAUGAGGAAAGGAGCUCGAUCGAUCGCACCUAAAAAGUCUCGGGUGAUCCACCAGCAAAAGCUCAAGAAGAAUCUGGAAGUCCAGAUCCGAAAUAAGAUCGAGCAUGACGUCACCAUGAAAGCCAGCCUCCACAUGCCUAAAAAGCUUGCCCUGCUAAAAGCACCAGCAAAGACAGACAAGAAAGGGAAGAACGCCCAUGCUGGUACAAGCAAGUCCUGAACGGGGAGAUCGGUGGAGAGAUGACUGCAGUGGGCACAGCGUGUCGUCGGUCACCUCUGUUUUCUUGUAAAUAUGCUGGUUGUUUCAUAUUUCAGAUUUUAAUAAAAUGCUUUGUUUAAGUCUCAAA
Messenger RNA from Rana temporaria (common frog), 504 nucleotides. RefSeq names its product chromosome 3 C19orf53 homolog (gene C3H19orf53). The transcript has 3 exons. Bases 93 to 377 code for a protein of 94 amino acids. The record is from RefSeq and is a predicted model, not a curated record. NCBI's taxonomy places the organism in Eukaryota, Metazoa, Chordata, Amphibia, Anura, Ranidae.